Messenger RNA from Macrosiphum euphorbiae (potato aphid), 528 nucleotides. The record is from the annotation of a GenBank genome assembly. NCBI's taxonomy places the organism in Eukaryota, Metazoa, Arthropoda, Insecta, Hemiptera, Aphididae.
AUGAGAAGAAAACCAAAUAUUCUAAUUACUGGUACACCCGGUGUGGGAAAAUCAAAACUGUGUGAAGAAUUAAUUCGUAAUGGAUUGGAUAUGGAAUGGAUCGAAGUUGGUCAAGUGGCUAAGCAGUGUAAUUGUUAUUCUGGAUACGAUGAAGAAUUGGAAUGCCAUAUCCUCAAUGAAGAUAAAGUGUUGGACGAGUUAGAAUCAAGAAUGGAAGAAGGAGGUAAAAUAAUUGAUUACCAUGGCUGUGAUUUCUUUCCCGAACGAUGGUUUGAUGUAGUAUUUGUUUUGAGAACUAACAACACAUUAUUGUAUGAUCGUCUUGAAAAAAGAGGAUAUUCAACUAAAAAGCUUCAAAAUAAUGUAGAAUGUGAAAUAUUCCAAACUUUACUUGAAGAAGCAAUGGAAUCAUACGAUAACAAUAUUGUACACGAGUUACGCAAUGAAACCUACGCAGAUAUGGAACGCAAUAUCACUCAUAUAGGUGCUUGGGUAAACCAGUGGAUUAAAGACAAUGUUAACAAAUAG